Molecule: messenger RNA, 2484 nt
Organism: Brassica oleracea var. oleracea
Lineage: Eukaryota; Viridiplantae; Streptophyta; Magnoliopsida; Brassicales; Brassicaceae
Exons: 3
Coding region: 140-2326 (728 amino acids)
Source: RefSeq, a predicted model, not a curated record
CUUUCCAAGUAGCCGUUACGAUUCACUUUCCACAAUCUCUCCCUCUUUCAAAAUCGUCAGAUCUGUCGUUCUUGAGAAGUUGCGAUUUCCUGGUCGGUCUAAUUCUUUACUUGAACGAACAAGAAAAAGAUCUCAUCUCAUGGCUUCUCCUUCAAUCCCAAACAGACCAAACCCUAAACCCAGAAACUCCGAGGCCGGUGAUCCUUUGCGCCGGAGUUUCGGAGGCAACCCAUUCCCGGUCAACGUCCCCUCAGAUGUUUCUCGGAGGAAAUCUUUUGGUGGCAGAGACUUUAGCGACAAAGAGAACGAGACCAAAGCUCCUCCAACUCCAAAAGGUUCCAAGAACUUCAUGUCCCCAACAAUCUCUGCUGUUUCCAAAAUCAACCCCUCUCCAAGGAAGCGAGUCUUGUCUGAUAAAAACCAAGUCACUCGAUCCUUGUCUGACGUUAAGGGCCUAACCUUUGAGGAGGACACCAAAAGCCAUCAGCCAUGUGUUUCAUUUUCAGAUGUCAUAGACAUCAUUGGUACCGCUGAAAAGAAGCCGUUUGAGCGACCACAUGACAUGACUGUCACUGAUUUCGAUGAGGACAAGGGGAUUGUUUAUUCUGAUCCAAGGUUCAGGAUUAGCCCUCGCCCUUCUGUUCCGUACUCAUCUCCUGAGUUUGCAGAUCGUGAAGUUGGUCCAGUGCUGCCUCCUUAUGAUCCCAAGAAGAAUUAUCUGUCGCCCAGGCCUCAGUUCCUUCAUUAUAGGCCUAAUCCAAGAGUUGAGAAGCAUUUUGAUGAGUGCAAGCAGCUGGAUGAGCUUUUCAUCUCUGAAAGCUCUUCUUCCGACACUGAACUGUCAUCCGCGGAGGAACAAGAGAAGGAUGCUUCUCAUGAAGCAGUAGUGGAAGAAGAGACUGAAGAUGGGGAGCAAUUGGAAGAUGAAGAAGUUGUUUGUGAGAGCAUUGAAGAGACAAGUCGAGUUCCAAAACAGUCAGGUUUCAGACCAUUCAGGUUCCUUGGUUGGUUUCUGGCUAUGUCUUUGGGGUAUCUGUUGGUUUCAGCGACCUUUUCUGGACUUUCAAUCCUUGAAGAAUCACCUUCGUACGAGUUCAAUCUCCCUAAAGGCAUCAAAGAGUUUGCAGAAGCUAACAAGUUGGAGGAGUUGAGUGAAAGGCUCUGGUCUUCAACAGAAUCAUCACUUGUGUACGUGGGUAAGAUGAUCUCACGUCUAGGAGGAGGAACAGAGGAAUAUGCUCCAUUGCAAUUUCAUAACUUGACCUAUACUUUGGAAGAGGAGAAUACUGUUUUCCAGCCAACAAGAGUUGAAAUCAAUGGAGAACCAUUACAAGAGAAGGUCAGAGGUGAAAAGAGUCUUGAGGAUGACUAUGAACUUGAGGAGGAAAGUGGUGGAGAGAAAAACUCAGUUGAUGAACAGACUGAGAUGUCACCAAGCACAGACAUAGAGUUGAAGGAAGGAGAAGAGAACUUGGAAGCUAUAGUGAUUGAAGAACCUGAGGUGAUUCUUGCUGAAGGUUCACAAGGUCUUGAAUCUCAAGAAAAUCUUGGAACUGGAUCAAUCAAAACGGACCAGGUUGAGAUAGAAGCUAUCUACACUAACCAGCAUGAUGUUGAAACCGCUGCCAUCAUCAAAGCGCACCAGCAAGUAGAAAGUGUCUUAGCUGAUGCUGAAAGUGGACGAGAAGAAGGUUUUAGGGAUAUCACAGCAGAAACAAGUGAUGGUCUUUAUCCUAAACUGCAAGAGAAUGAGGUUGUGGCUAAUGCUGAAAGUGGAUCAGAAAAUGUCCUUGGGAAAAUUGCAGCAGAAACUAGUGAAGAUGUUCAUCCUGAAGCAAGAUCACUUAAUAAGGCAAUGAUAGUAUUGUCCUCGACCGUGAUGGUUCUACUCGCAGCGGUUGCUUUCUUAUUCACCAAGAAGGAAAAGCCCGUGGCUCCAUCAGCUCCUGAACCAGUGGAGCUAAACUUGGCUCAUGUGCCAGUGGAGAAUCUGGUGAAAGAAAAGCUUACUUCACUGAAUAUCCAAGCAGAAGAAGAAGAAGAAGUUGAUGACAGGAUAAGUAACAGUGUUCAUAAAAAGAGCUCAUCCCUCAGCAACAACAAAGAUCCUAAGGAACAUCAAAGCCUAGGAGGCAGCAGCAAGUUGAGGAGAGAAUCAAUGGCAUCAUCAGCAUCAGAAUACUCCGUAGGCUCUUUCUCAUACGGAAGUUUCACUACUUAUGAGAAAAUACCCAUCAAAAGUGGAGAUGGAGAGGAAGAGAUGAUAACACCUGUGAGACGUUCAAGCCGAAUCAGGAAACACCACCAACCUUCUUCUAUGCUAUGAGAUAGAGAGAGGCUUGCUAUUCUAGUCAUUGCACCACUCUGCUGCAAUCUUUAGUUUCACAUGAAUUUAGAAUUAGCUUUCUUACGAGUGUUCUAAUCUCUUGAAUUGUAACCGAACUUGUUUGGAUAUGAAGUUUGCUUCCCUUGUGUCAAUCACAA